Messenger RNA from Gadus chalcogrammus (walleye pollock), 1918 nucleotides. RefSeq names its product ATP-sensitive inward rectifier potassium channel 10-like. Gene Ontology annotation, cellular component: plasma membrane. Gene Ontology annotation, molecular function: inward rectifier potassium channel activity. NCBI's taxonomy places the organism in Eukaryota, Metazoa, Chordata, Actinopteri, Gadiformes, Gadidae. The record is from RefSeq and is a predicted model, not a curated record. Bases 594 to 1898 code for a protein of 434 amino acids. The transcript has 6 exons. Gene Ontology annotation, biological process: potassium ion import across plasma membrane; regulation of monoatomic ion transmembrane transport.
AAAAGUUAACUGGAACAGGAAAUACAAGGGGUGAGAAUGGGGGUGUGUGGGUUUGUGAAAGUAACGUGUGAGUGAUUUAGAGUGAUAAAUAAAGAGAGGGUGAGAGAGAAAGAGAGUGAGAGAGAGAGAAAGAGAGAUUGAGAGAGAGAGAGGGGAUUAUUCCAAACUUGACACACACACACACACACACACACACACACACACACACACACACACACACACACACACACACACACACACACACACACACACACACACACACACACACACACACACACACACACACAAUCAUAGGGACGGAUGGGUAUACAGUCGUUUUUGUCAAUGGCAUCUUUUGUUUCUUUCAUCUCUCUUGCAAACAAAGCAUUCCUGUGUUCACAGAGGAAAACGAGAAGAGAGAGAGAGAGAGAAAGGGAGAGAGAGAGUGAGAGAGAGAGAGAGGGAUGGAGAGAAAAUAAGGAAAACGCAUAAUUUCUAGCUUAGAGAGAGAAGAAAAACUUUUGAUGCAGCCAUUGAGUUGAGCACAACCAGGGACAGUGCGGUAGAGUAAGUUGAGGCGUCGACAUGGAGAUGGAAUAUAUAGUUCUGGAGAGAUGACAUCUGCCACACCCCCUUCCUCUCGUAGCUCCUCCCCUCAGAAAGUUUGCCACUCCCAGACGCAAACAGAUGUUCUGAAGCCCUUAUUAGGCAGCGGCGAGUCUGGAGGGGCCGGGAACUUGAGGCGGAGGAGGCGUGUGCUGUCCAAAGAUGGCCGAAGCAACGUGCGCAUCGAGCACAUCAGCGGCAGGAGCGCGCUCUACAUGCGCGACCUCUGGACCACCUUCCUGGACAUGCAGUGGCGCUACAAGUUCUUCCUGUUCACGGCCACUUUCGCCGGGACCUGGUUCCUCUUCGGUCUGCUCUGGUAUCUGGUGGCCCUGGUCCACGGCGACCUGUUGGAGUUCGACCCCCCGUCCAACCACACGCCGUGUGUGAUGCAGAUGCAGACCCUCACCGGGGCCUUCCUCUUCUCCCUGGAGACGCAGACCACCAUCGGCUACGGCUUCCGCUGCAUCACCGAGGAGUGCCCCGCGGCCAUCCUCCUCCUCAUCAUCCAGCUGGUCAUCACCAUGGUGAUGGAGAUCUUCAUCACCGGCACCUUUCUGGCCAAGGUGGCGCGGCCGAAGAAGCGCGGCGAAACGGUGAAGUUUUCCCAGCAUGCUGUGGUGUCCACCAACGAGGGUCGCCCCUGCCUCAUGAUCAGGGUAGCCAACAUGCGCAAGAGUCUCCUGUUAGGAUGCCAGGUGACGGGUAAGCUGCUCCAGUCGUCGCUCACCAAGGAGGGGGAGACGGUGCGUCUGGACCAGAGGAACGUGCCGUUCCAGGUGGACACCUCCAGCGACAGCCCCUUCCUCAUCCUCCCGCUCACCUUCUACCACACCAUCGACGACAGCAGCCCUUUGAGGGCCUGGGCGGCCAAGGGCGGCGGAUGGACCGACCCUGACCUGGCCGACUUCGAGCUGCUGGUCAUCCUGAGCGCCACGGUGGAGCCCACCUCGGCCACCUGCCAGGUGCGCACCUCCUACCUGCCCGACGAGAUCCUGUGGGGCUACGAGUUCCCGCCCGUCGUCUCCCUCUCCCCGUCGGGGAAGUACGUGGCCGACUUCGCCUUCUUCGACAAGGUGGCCAAAACCAAGACCACGCCCUUUUUCCAUUCGCCCUCCACAGACCCCAACCCGUCACCUCCUCCUCCACAACCCCCCCCCCAGCCGGGCUACCAGAGCGGCAGGGGGGGGUCCGUACCGGAGGGGACCGACCCGGACAAGAUCCGCCUGGAGCAGAGCUACCGGCAGGGGGCUCAGGAUCAGGGGAGGGUCCGGGACAGCGGCCCGCUCAGCGUGCGCAUCAGUAACGUCUGACGGGUGGGGGGGGUUAGGGU